Messenger RNA from Naegleria fowleri, 1275 nucleotides. RefSeq lists its product as uncharacterized. The coding region runs from base 1 to 1275 and encodes 424 amino acids. Gene Ontology annotation, molecular function: protein serine/threonine kinase activity; protein binding. Gene Ontology annotation, biological process: protein targeting to vacuole; protein phosphorylation; macroautophagy. Gene Ontology annotation, cellular component: late endosome; phosphatidylinositol 3-kinase complex, class III, type II; nucleus-vacuole junction. The record is from RefSeq and is a predicted model, not a curated record. The transcript has 2 exons. NCBI's taxonomy places the organism in Eukaryota, Heterolobosea, Eutetramitea, Acrasida, Naegleriidae.
AUGACGACUUCCCAAAGAAUAUUACAAAUCCUCUUAAAAGCCUCCACUAUUGGAAAAUGGAGACCAAAUGGUAACUUGUUUGGCCAAUCCACAGAACACAAAGGAUCUGUCAAUGAAAUUUCAGUUCACGACAGCUUGUAUUGGUUUGUGACAGGUGGCAACGAUGGAACAGUAAGAUUGUGGGAUCUCACCAACACUGAAAGAGAUUUUGCAAUGAAUUCUAAAAUGACGUAUACCAUCAUUCAAGGAGGAGGAAGAGUGAACUCGGUGGCAAUUCUCAAUGUGACAUCUCCUCUCAUUGCUGCUUGCACAGAUAAGGGAUGGAUUCACGUAUUCAGCGCAGAUUUAGGCACUACCAUGUACACUAUAACCAUUUCGGAUAGUGGUGCAAUAUUUGUGCAAUCUUCAAGCGGGUCAAAAACUCAAGAAGCAUCCAUUAAUGUGGUGAGACCUCUCAACAUUGGAAAUCAACCAUUACUAAUUUGUGGAAAUCAAAAUGGAAUGGUUGUAGGUAUCGAUCCAAGAGCUGCCAGAGAGGCAUUUUCAUGGAAAUCAAAAGAGGCACUCGAACAGGGACCAAUCUCAGAAAUUUGUUGUGGCGACAAUGAACCUUGGGUGAUUUCUUCGACGAAGCGUGGAUUCCUCACAUUGUGGGACUUGAGAUAUCAAAUUAGCGUUUCCAAUACGCGAAUUAAUGAAAGUGCCAUUAACAGAAUUAGCAUUUGUAAGAAUAGCGUUUUGACCAGUUCAUUCUCAUCUCCGUCUGUAUAUAUCGCAUCUCAAAACAAUGACAUUAAUUUAUGGAGUUUGGAAACACAACAAACCUUAUACAAGUUCAGAUAUUAUGAGGAGAGAAAACAAUUUUCGACAGAGGAGCCUACCUUUGAUAUUAAUGCUUUAUAUGUGAAUGAUUAUGAUGGAUGUUUUUAUUCUGGCAGCAGUGAUGGCAUUGUGAGGUUCUGGGAUGUGAACAAAAUUGAUCAGAGUUAUGUUGUCAGUGGCGCCUCUCAACAAGCAUUUAUGUAUGGUGCUAAGAAGGAAGAUAACUGUACGGUAUUUACUGAGGAUGUGAUGUCACUCCAACGAACCGAUCAAUCUCUCACCUCAAGUACAACAAGCAACAGAGGAAAGGGAGGUACUUUCUCACAACCCAUUGCUACACAUCACUUGGACACAAUUACUGAUAUUGAAGUUGUGUCUGGAGUAUCAAAAGGCCAUUUCCAACCUCUCUUGUUGACUGCCUCUCGUGAUGGUAUGCUUAAGGUUUGGAAAUAG